Messenger RNA from Amphiprion ocellaris (clown anemonefish), 5584 nucleotides. It is a transcript of the gene igf1, whose product is annotated as insulin-like growth factor 1. Gene Ontology annotation, molecular function: hormone activity; growth factor activity. The record is from RefSeq and is a predicted model, not a curated record. Gene Ontology annotation, cellular component: extracellular region. NCBI's taxonomy places the organism in Eukaryota, Metazoa, Chordata, Actinopteri, Pomacentridae. Bases 400 to 957 code for a protein of 185 amino acids. The transcript has 5 exons.
UGUGGGGCAGCACCGCUUUUUCUAUCUUGAUCUGAACUACUAACCAAGUCUUAGAGAGAUCAAAAUUCAAUCCCGUUCUGAGAAAAAAAGAGAAAUGACGUUAUUUGAAUAUGUGCCCAAAAUCCUUAAUGAAUAACUUAGGACGAGUAGGAGGCAAAUGCUGCCCCAGCUGUUUCCUGUUGAAAAUGUCUGUGUAAUGUAGAUAAAUGUGAGGGAUUUUCUCUCUAAAUCCGUCUCCUGUUCGCUAAAUCUCACUUCUCCAAAACGAGCCUGCGCAAUGGAACAAAGUCGGAAUAUUGAGAUGUGACAUUGCCCGCAUCUCAUCCUCUUUCUCCCCGUUUUUAAUGACUUCAAACAAGUUCAUUUUCGCCGGGCUUUGUCUUGCGGAGACCCGUGGGGAUGUCUAGCGCUCUUUCCUUUCAGUGGCAUUUAUGUGAUGUCUUCAAGAGUGCGAUGUGCUGUAUCUCCUGUGGCCACACCCUCUCACUACUGCUGUGCGUCCUCACCCUGACUCCGACGGCAACAGGGGCGGGCCCUGAGACCCUGUGCGGGGCGGAGCUGGUCGACACGCUGCAGUUUGUCUGUGGAGAGAGAGGCUUUUAUUUCAGUAAACCAGGUUAUGGCCCCAACGCACGGCGGUCACGCGGCAUCGUGGACGAGUGCUGCUUCCAAAGCUGUGAGCUGCGGCGCCUGGAGAUGUACUGUGCACCUGCCAAGACUAGCAAGGCAGCUCGCUCUGUGCGUGCACAGCGCCACACAGACAUGCCGAGAGCACCCAAGGUUAGUACCGCAGGGCACAAAGUGGACAAGGGCACAGAGCGUAGGACAGCACAGCAGCCAGACAAGACAAAAAACAAGAAGAGACCUUUACCUGGACAUAGUCAUUCAUCCUUCAAGGAAGUACACCAGAAAAACUCAAGUCGAGGCAGCACGGGGGGCAAAAACUACAGAAUGUAGGGAAGGAGCGAAUGGACAAAUGCCCAGCGACUUGGGAAGAGAGAGGGAAGUGGCCUUACCUGGUACCCCUGUGGAAUGGUUCACUGUAAAACAAAACAAAGAGGAUGCUAGCAAUGGCCCGAAAAGCUCUUCAAAAUGAUUGACACCUGAGAGCUAAGUGGUUUUUAAAGGUUUGAUGAGGGAUCUUGUGAUUAUUUUAUACACUGCACCAUUCCAUAUCGGGAGGAAUUCUUUGUUAAUGCAAUGUAACAAGACUAGUUUAGCUGCUGAGACACGAACAACAGCUUAUUAUACCUCCAUGUGUGAGCUGCAGCAUCCCCCAUGGCUCCAGGAAAGGUGUAUCUGGGCUUCAGCCAAUCAGAGAUCUCAUUGAGAAUGAGUGGUCCGUCCUGUCAAUUGAACUUUUUGAGGUAAAUCCCUUAACUCUGAGAGAGACAGGAUACUUUAACAGUUAGUACCCCAGUUCAAAGCUGAUAUUUUACCUUCAGAAUUUGUUUUUAUGCACCAUGCAUUACUGUGGAUUUUUUCUAAUAUGUAAAAAAACAAAGUCUGCUUUAAAGACAAAGACCAGGUGGUUCAUCAUCAGAAUUAAAACAUUGUUGUAGUUAUUUUACCUUGAGCCCGAGUCAAAUCCCUACUAAGUGGAGUUGCUAGAAGGUUUGAGACCAAUCCAAAUCCCUCCUAAGCCCCAGGAAGUGUCGAGAACCUGACGACUGAGUCUACAAUCCAAACACUUCUCUGACAACAGAUCAAGCGCCAUUAAAGGGGAUUUUGAAGAAAGGUGGAAGCACAGUAGGUACUAGAGAAACAAGACAGUGGCUUUAAAAAACAGAACAACAAAUUAUCCGGGAGCUAAAUUGAAUCAGAGAUAUUUUUUUUCGGCCGGUCGGAGCCCGUUUGGUUGUCAGAAAUGGGUCAUCCAGCGGAUUCAAAGUGCAUUUGGCAUCCGCAAGUGGAAUAAGCCAAAUAGCAACAAUCAGGCGGAAUGUUUGUCGUCUGCAUCCUUUUCCCAAUACGCGAGCCCGGCCAAAUCCGAUUUUUGUCAACGGUUCAGUUAUGCGGUGAACAUUUCAGCUUGAGCGGAGGUUCAAGGUUAAUCACAAGUCAUAAAUGUUUAGUUGCAGUGAGUCAGCAAGCGCCCUAACAAUAAAUAAAUUAACAACUACCAGGAUUGAAAAUGAAAUCUUUUUCUUUCUUUCAUGAGGAGAUUAUUCCCAGAGAUGUUACUAUCGAAGGUUGUAACAAUAGCCUCAUAAAUGGGAAAGUUUAAUGAUUGAUCUUGGCCUGUGGUAUUUUGUUAGCUUAGGGAGGCCGAGAACUUUGCUACCUUAGUUGUUGCUUGGACUGCGUUAUCUGCCACUCCAUGGCAUCUGUUGCAAAGUCCACCGGAGAGACACGCAGAUUGAACAAUUUGGUAAAUAUUGCCGACCGAAAUGACAAGUCCUCUGGAGACGUGACACAUACCGACACACGAAUACACAUUCAGAGUCACCCACAGUGUAAAUGAGAGUUGUGCAACCGUGAGCGAAGGUCAAGCACACAAAUCACAAGUUUCAUGAAAAGCCAGUUCUGAGAAGUCCUUGCAUGAGGACUGACUAACGGCUGUUUGUCCGAGCCUCCAUAAAAACGCCCAAGACAACCCAUCUCUGGCUCUGCCUCCUCUGCCUGUGUAUAAUCAAACAGUACUCCCAUUAUGUUAACCUAUGCAUUACUAUCAUUCAUUGUACAUGAUGGUUUCAUAUAACAAAACUGUAUUAAGAAUCCUAUCCACUGUAUAAUGGUGCUAUUUUGUAGUUUGUUACUUGCGAGAGAUGGCUGAGACAGACUGAUGGCAGGGCUUACGUUGGAGGUCUUCCCUUUUGCACAGCCUUGUGGCCACCAUUUUAAUAGUGUUUUUAUUUGUAAGCUGUUUCAAUAAGGUAGUAGUGUAAGCGAGUAAAUGUAUCUGUGUGAAAUCUGUGAAUGCAUGGAGAAUUACAAAAAAAAGAAGAAGAAAAAGAAUACAACAUGUUGUGGUCCCAAGAAGGCAAAAUGCUAUUUUUUCUACUGUUUUUAAAUUAUUUUCUCAAUAUAGAUCCCUUAUGCCAAAUAACUUGACAAUAGUACUGUGAACUGUGAUUCCUCCAAUUGUAUUGAGAUUGUUUAAAGUCAUGGUGUGCUUUUGUCUAUCCAGAGGUGUGUGUGUGUGUGUGUGUGUGUGUACGUACACCUCACUGGAAGCAAAGGUACUGACUAUUAAAACAGCUUAAAGUGAGACUACGCAACUUUUGCUAAAUGCCAACCACCGUGGCUACAUGUGGCUAGUUCAAUUAAGCUCAUUAGCAGCGGGUAAACCUCUCCAAGCUAACCACUCAUUAACAGUGUUAGCGUAAUAAUUCUAUUUGCCAGAAAGGGGAGACAAAUGUUCUGCAUGGCACGUUUAAAAUGCUCUAUGUCAUUCUCAUAUCUGUCAAUUAGCCUCCGCAGCUUAGCUUAGCAUAAAGACAAUUAGCCUUAGCGUAACAUAAUCCACCUGCUAGCAUCGCUAAAGCUCACACAUAAACAUAAAGUGACUCAAAAUGUGUCGCUUCUGCACCUUGGUUAUUAAAGAUUGGUUAAACGAGAUGUAUGAGUUAGCAUUUGAGCCUUAGAGGACCUGAACCAAGCCAGCUGCUUGCCUGAUUCUAGUCUUUAUGCUAAGCUAAGCUAACUAGCUCCCAGAUUUGGCUUCAUAUUUACAGGUAUGAGAGUGAUGUUUAUCAUCCCACAGAUUAGCCUGCAUGAGCUACUGGUAAUAUUCGGCCAAAUUAGGCUGUAAUGACAAAACCCUAGACCAGGGGUCUCAAACUCAUCUUAGUUCAGGUUCCACAUUCAGCCCAAUUUGAUCUCAAGGGGACCAGACCAGUAAAAUCACAGCAUAAAAACCUAUAAAUAAAUAUAACUCCAAAUUUUUCCUUUGUUUUAAUGCAAAAAAGUACAUUCUGAAAAUGUUCACAUUUAAGUAAUUAUCUUUUGACAAAACAUUAUGAACAACCUGAAAUUUGUUCUGAAAAACAGGUUUAAUUUCAGCAUCAUUAUGCCUCAGUUUAUCAUUUCCACAUUACAACUUACAGAUCAGAGUGUUUCUACAAAGGAACACAACAUUUAGUCACAGGUAUCUAGGAGUGAAUGAUGUAGCAUGUUACAGUAUGAUCAAAAUGACAGAAGUCAGACAAAAAAAGACCAAAAGAAACAGCAAAAACAAGACAAAUUAUUAUAAAAAUCAGACGCAAAAUGAGACACAAAACGACAAAAAAUGUGACAAAUGACAUGGAAAAAAGAGACAAAAAAUUAGACAAAAAAGUUACAAAGCGACUAAAAAAUGGACAAUUGAUAAAAAUGAGGCCAAAAAAUUACACAAAUGACACAGACAAGACCAAAAAUAACAAAAGCGAGAAACAAAACAAAAAAGUCGACUAAAAACACAAACGAGACAAAAAGGAAACACAAAACGGCAAAAACAAGAAGCAAAAUGACAAAAACAUGAGACAACAAAAAUCAGACAAAAAAAAACAAGACAAAAUAUUACACAAAUGAGACACAAAAUGACAAAGAGAACAAUCUAGUAUUUUACUUCAUGAUCAAAUCAACUUGUCAUGGUCUAGAAAUUAUUUUACAUUUAUAGUUUUACUAAUUUACAAUCUGCAGUUAAUGUUUUCUCUGUAAUUUUUACACUUUGAGGACCAGAUUGGACCCUCUGGAGGGCCGGUUUUGUCCCGUGGGCUGCAUGUUGGACACCCCUGCUCUAGAGUGUAUAUAACCAGUACAAGGCACUUUUUGCUUUGAAAUUCAACUUUUGAUAUUUGACAGGAAACCAUUUUUCGUUCCCUCAAAAGUUCCAUGGUCUCGCUUUAAGUCGACGCCAGGAGUUUAAUUUAUUUUGUCCAAAACAUUUGUUAGCAGCUCUCUCGAUUAAAUCUUACUUUUCGAGAUUUCAUUUUAAAUGUGUGCUUUUCUCAAUACCAAGGUGUUAAAAUGGAAAUUUGCUCUAUGCUUUAGUGUCUGUUCCUUACAAAUUGUCUCGUCGGUCGGCCUGGCGACUGGAAUGAAAAAGAAGCUGGUUGGAGAACGGCUCUGGUCCUCCCAGAUCUUCAGACAUACAGUACAAACCAAAGACUUUUUGAUGCGAACGAAGCCUCACUCUGCAUUGUUAUUUCACAAACUAAACCUGUGACCAGUUCAUUAAAUAUCAAUUGAUGCUAUCCCUGUCUCAACUGCACUGCAGCUACGAUACGCCCUUCACACACAGUUUCUGGUACCUGAAUGCAGCUUGUGUAUUAAAAAGUAAAGCGAACCAGACAGAAGUCCUUCGUUGUAUCUGGUAUAUUCGGAGCGGUGAUGCAGAAAGCCACAACUUCAAACCGUCUGACUAUGAAUCAUUUAAAACAUUUCAGUUUGUCAGUUGUUUGAAACAAUCAAUAAAGCCAAGAAAGUGAGAGCGACUCUGUGAAGUGUUUAAUGAGAAAAUAUGAUUUCCUGAAAGCUCACUGUCCAAAAACUGUUUGACUACAGCGCUGUUAUUUAUGGUGCUCGAUUGCCUUCUGUAGAAAAAAAAUACAAACUGUUCACCAUUCCUGCUGAAUAAACCACUUGUCAAAAUCACAAAAAA